AUUGUUUUUCUUAAAUGUCAUGUUUAUUUUCCUUCUUAGUUGAUCAGUUACGAAUCAACCUUCAGAAUUUUAAUUAACAACGCGUACGGCAAAUAUUAUUGAAAAUUACGUUGUAAUGGGGAUUCGUCUCUUCUUUCGAAAAGUUUUCUUUUAAAUAUUACUUUUAAUUGACAAUGGAAGCAGAAACGCCUGUUUCUUAUUAUAGAUUUAAAUCAAGACCAACGAAUAGACAAUUGUGGCCCAAAAAUAAAAAAGAAGAUAAAUUGUUCAAAAAUUUGAUUGAUUGUGUUAAUAUAAUAUUAGAUCCAUGGGAUAAAAUAGAUUCUCCGCAGUUUAUAGACUUUUUUGAUUUACCUGAAAUAUCUGAUGAAUUUUUUGAAACGAAAAAAGACGACAAACCAUUGAAGCAUAAUCCAGAAGCACAAAAACUUCCUCAAACGAGUGAUUGUAAUGAUCGCAAUGAAUUAAUUAAAUUAUUAGACAAUCUUUCUUUGAAGAAAGAAAAUAAACAAUUGGAUGUAAAUAUUAAUAAGGAUAAAGAGAAAAAAAAUUUGACAAAACAAUGUAUCAAAGUGAAACAGGAAACAACUACGACAACAAAUGAAAAUAAAAAAAAUAUAUCACAGAAAGUGGAUAACGCUGUACAGCCUUUCAAUUUUGAUUUACGAAAUAAAUGCAAACAACAACAACAAAAGAAUGUAAAAGAAGAUAAAGAGUUACAUGUGUUUCAAGCAAAACCUGUAGCUAGAUCUAUUAAAACAGCUGUAAAAUCAAAGUCUGAUCAUACAAUUGAUGGAAAAUCGAAAAAUUCAAAUAAAAUAAAUACCGAAAAAUCUACCAAAAAAUCUACAGAGAUUUGGAAAAAGCCGCCAUUCUUACCGCGUCCUGUUAAAAAAAUUUUGAAAAUCUCCAAAAGUCCGCGUCUUUUAACAGCAAUUCGAGCUAAAGAAAGAAAACGUUUUGAGGAAAAGUUAAAAGAGAAGGAAAAGGAAAUGGAGAUCCUCAAAUCUUUGGCUGCUAUAACAGAGAAGAAAUUGGAGAAGAAAGAAAUGACUCGUUUGAGAAAGCAAACUGUUCAUAACGCUCAACCCAUUCCCAAAUAUAUUUCUUGUUUGCGUCAAAUUGAUAAACGUCCUUUUACUGAACCACUUAGUCCAUUUAAUCAUAAACGCCAACGGCGCAUUUAAUUAUCAAUUUUUUUCAAUUCUUUUUUCCGCGUAAUAAAAGAAAACUGAUAACAAGCAUUCGUUCGAAGCCUUUGUUUCAAUUUUUUAACAUAUUUUCUUCCUAUUGUAAUUUACUUUAUUAGGUUCGAUAUAAUAGAAUGUUCUUUUUAUUGCCGUUAACGUUACUUUAAAAAAGGGACAACUUUAUAGUUAACUUUGUAGAAAUACUAUUCGUAUGUAAAUAUAUAUUAAAAAAAAAAAAAUACAGAAAAUAAAAAUCACUAAUUAAUAUAUUUUUGGCACAUUUUAAAAAUAGUUCAGUGUAAAUUUUCUCUUUGUUAGAGACGUGAUUAUCGAUUGUUGAGGAUUUAUUAACAAAUCUGAUGACUUGAAUGAUUUAAAAAUUGUAAUCGUAUCAAUACAGUAUUUAAUAAUCUUCUUACCAACAACUACUUUCGUACUAUGUAUAUUUCUUAUUUUAUUUUUAUUAUCAAUAUAAUUACUUAUCAAAUUAAAAUGACGAACGAAAAUUGUUGCUUUAAUUAUUUAUUUCUAGAUAUUAAUGUAUUUCAAUUUUCUCAUUUCAUUAAUAUUAUAAUAAAAAACUAAUUAAGUAAGUACGUUCUUCAAAGAAAUUAUUAAAUUAAUUAUGUACUCGUUUUAUAAAUGAACGAUUUGUUCUCUAUAUAGUUGGAAUCAUAAAUUAAUAGUCUCCAAUUCUCAUGCAUUUAUCGCUAAAAUUUGUUUUGUGGUCGAAGAGAAAGAGAGAAAGAGAGAAAGAGAAAGAGAGAGAAAGUAUUUGUCCUUUUUAUUUAACACAUUGAUCGCCAUGCAUAAAUCGAAUGUUUUUCUUAUGAGACCAAAAUUCAUGCUGUAGCGCAAAUUGGAAACUUAUUUAAACUAAGGGGUCCUCACGGAAACAUAGCUGCCAUCAUCCAGGCUUGAGUUAAUUGUAAGUGUGAUCAACAUGUUAAAUAUAUUUAGCGCUAUUAACAAAAUUAUAUAUAUAUAUAAGUCUUUUGAUCUAAUAAAUCUUUUUUAUCAGAUUAAAUAACAUUAUUAUCUUACAGUUAGUUAAAAAAAUAUAAAUUCAAGGAUUGGAGAAAUUGUAACAUUUAUAAAGUUAAGUUUUGUUGUUUUAACAUAUAUCUGAAGAUUACUAUAUCGUUAAAUAAGAACGACAUAUACAGGCAGGGUCUUUCACCUAACUAGACCACUAGACUUGUUAAUAUCUCGCUUAUUUUGUUCGAUAGAAAAAAAUGUCAGAGGGAAAAAAUAUUCUGUUUGAAGGCGCCAAUGCGGUUAUGGGCCGAAUUUUUUUCUUAAGAUUAUUUUUCUCGAGAUUUCAACGUCAUCGUUUUUUUUUUUUUAAAUGAGACUGCAUAUUUUUACUACAAUAUUCUUAUAAAAAAGCGAAAAAAAAAACGAAUCCAACUAUUUGCAAUAUGUUAAUAUUCAGGUGACCUUUACCGAGAAAAUUGUGAAAUGUUUAUUAGGAACUUCAGUACGCGUUCGGAGGACGGUAAAUGAAGAAACAAAUGCAAAUCAACGUGUAAGACACUCCCAAGCAAAAAAUCUUUUCACGUACAAGAGACAACGGCGUCUUCGAAUAGAAUAUUUUUUUCUAUCAUACGAAAUAAAUGAAAUAUUUUAGGUGGUCGCGUUAGGCGAAAGACCCGGUAUGUAUAUAUAUGCAUAUACCUGAACUUUCUCUAUGUAAGAUUAAUAAUGUGUGUAUGUGUGUGUGUGUGUGUUUGAAAAAUAUAAAUAAUAUAAAAUGGUACUAUAAUCAUAUCUAAUGCAUCACUAACGUAAAUUAAUACUGUCUUCGUUGCAGAUAUGUCAGAACAUUAAUAAAUUUUUUCUUUUUAAUUUUCUCUCAGGUGACACAUUCUUUUUAUAAAGAAAUCUAUUUACCCUAUUUUAAAUAUAUAUCAUGUGAAUGAAUAAAUUUAUUAGAGAAUGAAAAAUAAAUGGUAUAGAGAUCAAAAAGAUAAAUAGAUCUAUAUGCACUUUCUUAUUACCUGCAUGCGAUAAUAUAUAUAUAUAUAUAUAUCUAUGCACGUAUGCAUACGUAAUAUGUAUUUGUGUAUGGUGUGUAUGUAUUAUCAUCGUGCGCGUACAUUUUCGUAAACAUGUAAAUCACAUAAAGAAUAUAGGAAGCCCAAUGAAUGUUGACGAAAGAUAAACAUAUAAAUAACAGUCUUAUUAACUACAUGAACACAGCCAAUGACACAUUAAUUAGAUAAGAUCAUAGUUCCAUAUAGUUCACAAUGAAUGUAACAUGUGAAUCAAUAAUAUUAUUUUUUGUGAUUUCUUACUGCAAAUAUUAAAUCAAGACUGUUCAUUUGUUUUUACCUAUUGUUCCACAAAGUGAUUUA
Polistes canadensis is the source of this 3547-nucleotide messenger RNA. Its product is annotated as targeting protein for Xklp2-like. The transcript is spliced from 7 exons. Bases 174 to 1187 code for a protein of 337 amino acids. The record is from RefSeq and is a predicted model, not a curated record. Lineage: Eukaryota; Metazoa; Arthropoda; Insecta; Hymenoptera; Vespidae.